UGUAAAACUGACUAAUGAAAACUAAGAUGACAAACAUCGAUUGACCGACUGCAAAGCUAGAGUACCAGAAUCACUGCUUGAAAACGCAAAAAGAACUAAUGACCCAGCAUGCGGAGCUAGGCUCUCCUGUAACAUGGACAAGUACGAAAAGGUUAAGAAAAUUGGGGAAGGCUCAUUUGGAAAGGCCAUCCUUGUUAAAUCCAAAGAGGGUGGACGCCAGUAUGUCAUCAAGGAGAUUGGCAUAUCUGGAAUGUCAAGCAAAGAAAGGCAGGAAUCUCGGAGAGAGGUUGCUGUUCUUGCCAACAUGAGUCAUCCCAACAUUGUCCAGUAUAAGGAGUCUUUUGAAGAAGGGGGUUGUCUAUUUAUCGUGAUGGACUACUGUGAGGGUGGAGACCUUUUCAAAAAGAUCAACUCGCAGAAAGGAGCACUGUUCCCAGAAAACCAGAUAUUGGACUGGUUUGUGCAGAUUUGCCUGGCACUGAAGCAUGUACAUGAUCGAAAAAUUCUCCACAGGGACAUUAAAUCACAGAACAUAUUUUUGACUAAAGAUGGGACAGUGCAGCUCGGGGACUUUGGUAUUGCAAGGGUCCUAAACAGCACUGUAGAUCUGGCAAGGACAUGCAUAGGAACUCCAUAUUACUUAUCACCUGAGAUAUGUGAAAACAAACCAUACAACAACAAGAGUGAUAUUUGGGCCCUAGGGUGUGUCCUGUAUGAAAUGUGCACUCUUAAGCAUGCAUUUGAAGCGGGCAACAUGAAGAAUUUAGUACUGAAGAUCAUUCGUGGCUCAUACCCUCCUGUGUCUGUUCACUACUCUCAAGAACUUCGGUCUCUCUUGGCACAGCUGUUUAAACGUAACCCUCGAGAGAGGCCCUCAGUCAGCAGUAUACUAGACAAACCAUUCCUAUCCUGUAGGAUAGAGAAGUUUCUCACACCACAGAUCAUUGCUCAGGAAUUCAGUCAUACUUUUCUUCACAAACAGCCUAAAGUGGGUGUGGGGCAAAUGCUGUCAGACUAA
This is a messenger RNA of Nematolebias whitei (Rio pearlfish), 1018 nucleotides long. Its product is annotated as serine/threonine-protein kinase Nek1. NCBI's taxonomy places the organism in Eukaryota, Metazoa, Chordata, Actinopteri, Cyprinodontiformes, Rivulidae. The record is from RefSeq and is a predicted model, not a curated record. The transcript has 11 exons. Gene Ontology annotation, biological process: protein phosphorylation. Bases 134 to 1018 code for a protein of 294 amino acids. Gene Ontology annotation, molecular function: protein kinase activity; ATP binding.